AGGUUGGGGGAGCUAAGGUUGCCAAACUUAUGGAGGGAGUGUACAUCAAAUUUAUUUUCAUUUUGUAUUUUUGGAGCUUCUCUGUGAUCCUUGUAUGUCGUCUUUAUUAGUAACCGGUGCAAUAUCUUUUAACGAUGGGUGUAACACAAUAACUUAGCUAUUCCAAUCCAGGAUACAAACCCCGGAUAAUGGAUAAACAUUUUCCGGUCGUAGCUAGACAAAGUUGGAAUAUAAAUCUGAGAAUAUUUAACCACCAACACGGGUUAACACUGCACCAGCCAAUCAUACACAAGGCAUAUUUUGCUAAAUUGGAAACCUCUUCGAUAAGAAAAUAUUUUGAAAAGUUUCAGCGAUUAAGGAAAAGUCAGCAAGUUUAUACGUAGAGAUUAUCUCGACUGUCUUCUUAAAUCAAUUGAACAAUAACUAUACGGACGUUUUUCGCUAAGAUAAACCAUACAUAAAGGGAUAAAGCAACACUGAAUAUUCCGGCACACAUCCUGGAGGAAAAAGCGAAUGCAUAAAUUAAGAUGGUGUGAUGUUAAGCCAUUGAAGCUGGAAGUGUUAAUUAACGCAGUUCAUUAAUAUUCAUAAAGACGUAACUAAUAGAAUAUCCCAGCCCCGGAUACGAACGAAGGUUGGAUGAAAUUUAAAUACUCGGAUCCUAGAGCUUAGAUUUCAAGUUGCAAUCAGACUGUGUUGGUGCUUUCUCCGAUUUGAUUGCAUUCAGUGAUUAAGAGUCGGGGAUUGAGGAUGCAACGACGCUGGACUGCGCUGGACCUAUAACAAAUCACAUCUAUUUUACUAAUUCUACAGACGAUAGGAUUAACGUAACCGGCGAUCAACCUGAUAUACAUCUACAGAGAGCAUUGGAUUUAUUUUAGAACACGGAGCAAGAUUGUUAUGAAUUUAUGUUAGGAACGAACUCUGUAUGUAACUGAAAAAGAAGCUGAUUUCAAGAUAUAAGAGCUUAAUAUAAUGAACCCGGUUGAAACAGUUCCGAAGAUGUGGCGCGUCUACGUUGGAAUUUUACUUCUGACUCUAUGCAUUGUGGAGAAAGUACAUUCAAAUACUUGGUGGUAUGUUGGUAUGGUGAGCUCUGCACAAUUGCAACGUGGUCCAGAUGAGGUGCGAAGUAGGGACCCUCGGUUUUUGAAAUGUCGCAGUAUGACCUUCCUCAACACCAAGCAACGAGACCUAUGUCUCAAGUCCCGUAAUCUCCUACCAGUCAUCAGUAACGGCGCUGAGAUAGGACUUGCAGAAUGCAAAGACCAGUUCUCAACACGGCGGUGGAACUGCACCACCUUUCCAAACGCAACCAAUGUAUUUGGCAAAGUCCUUGUUAGAAAAGGACGGGAGAAGGCUUAUAUAUUUGCGAUAUCAUCCUCUGGUGUGAUGUUUGCAGUAACAAGAGCCUGUGCCAAGGGUGUCUUAGGCAUAUGUGGUUGUGAUACAAGUAUACGAAAGAAAGAUACAGAGGGAGAUUUCAAAUGGGGUGGAUGCUCGCAUAACAUAAAAUAUGGAGACAAGUUCACGAAAGAAUGGGUUGAUGCACAGGAAGUCAGAUUGACAAAAGAUGGCCUAAUGAACACCUGGAAUAAUGAGGCCGGAAGAAAGGCAAUCAAGGCCAGCACAAAGCUAAUAUGUAAAUGUCACGGCAUAUCAGGCUCAUGUUCUCAAAAGAUCUGCUGGAGAUCUAUGGGAAAUUUCAAAGAGGUCGGAUCAAUUCUAAAAGAAAAAUUUGAUGGAGCAAGCCAGGUUAAAUUCAGCAAAAAGAAAAACAGGCUGCUACCCAUUGGGAAAAACCAGAAAAAGCCAACAAAGAAAGACUUAGUUUAUAUUGAUGAUUCUCCUGAUUUUUGUGAAUAUAACCCUGAAACUGGGUCAUUAGGCACCAAGGACAGACUGUGUAAUAAGUCAAGCCAAGGUCUUGAUGGAUGUGCCCUCAUGUGCUGUGGGAGGGGCUACCAUACAAUUGUCAGAACAGUUUCUGAAGAAUGUGACUGUACAUUCUUCUGGUGCUGUAGGGUGGUGUGUAAAAAAUGCCAAUCGAGAGUGGAGGAACAUUUCUGUAAUUAAACCAUGUCUUUAGAUUAUACAUUCUGGCUUACUGAAGAUAUUGGAGAAAGGUCGAAAAAAUGGCAAUGGCUAUUAUACUACGCAAAACCUUUCUAUAAUCAUUUAUACCAAACUGUAUAUACUAGAGCCAUCUUGCAAUAUAGUUUGCAUACAUAAAUGAUACUGUCAUACUGAGUAAUAUCAUUUUACUCUAAAGGGCAAAAAAGUCUUUGAAAUUUUGACAAAAACAUAAUCAGAGUGAUCAAAAGUAAAAAAACACAUUUUCUAUUGAUUGCAUGAUGAUGUAUGUCAUACAACAUUAUAGAAAUCUAUAAAUAUCAAUACAGGUACUUUUAGCAGAUGAAAUUAUUGUAUAGAAAAUUGAACCUGCUCUGAGAUCAAUUAUACCUUGAAAUGGUUAGAUAUUACAAUACAAACAAUAUUAUCUUCCAAUGUUCUACAUUAUCAAACAAUGAAAUGAAUAGAUAUAUGUUGAGCAGACCAUAUAAGGAAAAGGGCAAUGCAAACAAUAUUAUCUUCCAAUGUUCUACAUUAUCAAAC
Molecule: messenger RNA, 2616 nt
Organism: Owenia fusiformis
Lineage: Eukaryota; Metazoa; Annelida; Polychaeta; Sabellida; Oweniidae
Source: the annotation of a GenBank genome assembly